GUGUUCCAGAGAAGGUGCCAAUGUCCUAUUCCAGAAGAAUUGGUAGGACGGCCCUUUGUGCGUAGGGUUUCUCGUGCCAAGAAAUUUCCCAUCAUCUCAUCGUAACCCAAAACACAUAAAAAUUCAUUCAUCAACUUCAUAGCACAUGUUGUAGUUUAUGACUCAUUAUUAUUACCACAGAAAUGCUGUAACAUUCUCCAAUAUUUCAUUAUCAACGACGUGGUCUAUUUGCAUUGAUCCAAUAGCACGUGUUUUUUGGUUGCUUAAUUUCCUUGAAUCCUUAUCAUGUGCAAAAAAUACAAACGAUCCUCUCAUAAAUCCUCCCCUGAAGCUUUUCGUUUGUAAUUGCAUUGAAUUUCAAUCUAGCAUGUGCCAAGAUCUCUGUUCUAGGAUUUUAUUGUAAUUAUAAUUUAUUGAACGUGGUGUGUUGUCCAAUUGAACAACGAAUUGGCAAUUUUGGAGAGGGUGAAAAGAAAUAGCUUUUGCUUUGGUUCAUUGUGUAUGAACCCAGAAUUGUGGGUGGAAUUUGUGCCAAGAAGCCAAUGAUUGCAGUGAUCUACAAAUGAAUACAAUUGGAUUGGCAUUGUAGAAUGAAAAAUGAUGUUCGUCAUGAAGGCAAUGUAAACCUACAUGCUUUUUAGGAUAGGGCCUUGAUGUAAUAGAAGCACUUUGAAAUGGCAAUUCAACAAUAUAUGGGUAUCAUUACGGUUAUAUUUUGCAUCAUUUUGGCUUUUAAUAUUAUGGCAGUAGUCAGCAUUGAAGAGAAGAAAACUCAAGAAGAAUUCAUUGGCCAACUAUUUGAUCCAGCAUCUGGACUAUUGACUGAAGACACGGCAGAGGUACUAUGGAUCACUUGCAGGGAAGAUUUUAUUCUUUUAAAGAAAGAAGUUGGAGAUCUUGACUUAUGCCUCCCAAAGGAAUCAUACAGAAACACCAAUGAAAUUAGUUCAGCAAUUGGCUCAAUAGCUAGAGAAAACAUCAAAAAAUUGAUUAGUACAUGUUAUCCUCAGUUAAAGGAAAAUGUUCUUCACUGUUUGAGAAAAAACAAUUUUCCAUUCAAUGUUCUCCAGCAAGAGGGUGACUCCAAGAUUUGGCAUGCCACUUACAUGGGAUCACUUUCUUCUAGAAGAUAUUUGGGUCGAGUUUUUCCCCAGCACGUAUCAGAAAUAUCAAUCAAGGAAGAUGAAUCACCAAAAAGGAAUAAGCCUAAGGAUCAAGACUCCGAUAAAAAAGACAAAAAAAAGAAGUCCAAGUCUUCUGACUCUAAGGACGAAAACAAAAACACAUCUAUGGCUAUAAUUACAAUAGUGGCAAUUUUAGUUGCUGCAUUGUUCUUUUUAUGUUGUUGUCGUCGAUGUUGUGGGAGUGGUCGAGUUAGCCAAAAUGACGAGAGGCCCCUUCUUAGCAUGAGCAUAAAUGACUACUCAGUUGGUUCUUCUUCCAAUAACAAUCCAUAUAAAAACUCAAUAAAAGAGGAGAAAAUUGGGUUUCAAUCAUCAAGUAAUACAAUAUUGGUUGAUGACAAGAAUAACUCAAUGAAGCAAAUUCAAUUAGCAGGAGUUGCUGCUAGUGCUGCAACAAGACCACCAUUUGAGUUAAAUCCUCCUCCGGGGAGAGUAGCAAAUAAUGGAGUGCUUCCUUUGAAACCUCCUCCUGGAAGGCCUGAUCUUCUUCCUCCUGAUCCGUGUUCAAUUAAGCCUUCUGAUAGUUCCAUUGUUCCUUCUCCUCCACCUCCCCCACCUCCUCCACCUGGACCUCCUCCACCUCCUCCACCUCCUAGCGGUGGCCCUCGACCACCGCCUCCUCCUAGCAAUGGCCCUAGAGCUCCUCCACCACCACCACUUAGAGGCAAGCCUGGUCCUAGACCUCCACCACCUCCUAGAGUUGGUGGAGGUCCUCCAAGAGCACCACCCCCAUUUGGUUCAAAGGUUGCUAAGACUCAGGAAGAAGUUGGAGCUAAUUCUGAAGGUGAUCAAGCUAAUGCUACUAAUAAAGCUAAGCUAAAGCCUUUUUUCUGGGAUAAGGUUCAAGCUAACUCAGAUCAAACAAUGGUCUGGAAUCAACUCAAAGCAGGAUCAUUCCAGUUUAAUGAAGAAAUGAUGGAGACGCUUUUUUGCUAUAAUACUACGCCUGUGGACAAAAGCAAAGGGCAACAAAAGAAAGAGACUUCCUCCCCGGCAGCUUCACCUCAAUAUAUACAGAUCAUUGACUCAAAGAAAUCACAAAAUUUAUCUAUUCUAUUAAAAGCAUUGAAUGUGACAAUAGAAGAAGUCUGUGAUGCACUUCUUGAAGGAAAUGAGCUCCCCACAGAAUUCCUCCAAUCUUUACUGAAGAUGGCACCAACAUCAGAGGAAGAACUUAAGCUUAGACUUUUCAAUGGUAAUUUAGCCCAACUUGGUCCUGCGGAUAGGUUCCUAAAAGCCCUAGUUGACAUUCCAUUUGCUUUUAAACGAAUGGAAGCACUACUUUACAUGGGUACUCUUCAAGAAGAACUCACUAGUACUCGAGAAUCUUUUGCAAUUUUAGAGGUUGCCUGCAAAACGCUAAGAAGCAGUAGAUUGUUCCUCAAGCUUCUUGAAGCCGUUCUCAAAACCGGCAACCGUAUGAACGAUGGAACGUUCCGUGGUGGCGCACAAGCAUUCAAACUCGAUACACUUCUGAAACUAUCUGAUGUAAAAGGAGUAGAUGGCAAGACCACUCUCCUACACUUCGUUGUUCUAGAGAUAAUGCGAACCGAGGGCAUAAGAGCUGCACGAAUGGCAAAAGAGAGCCAUAGUUUCUCUAGCAUAAAAACAGAUGAUCUUCUUGAAGACAUUUCUUUUGAAUCAGAAGACCAAUACCGCGAACUUGGCCUUCAAGUGGUUUCACGUUUGAGCAGUGAACUCGAGAAUGUGAAGAAAGCAGCAGCGUUAGAUGCUGAUGCAUUGAUAGGAACAACCUCUAGACUAGGCCAUGGACUCAUAAAAACAAGAGAUUUUGUAAACAAAGACCUAAGUGACAUAGAUGAUGACAAAGGCUUUCAUGAGACAGUGAAGAGUUUUGUGGAGAAAGCUGAGGUUGAUGUCACGAGUUUGCUAGAAGAAGAGAAGCAAAUCAUGGCCCUAGUGAAGAACACUGGUGAUUACUUUCAUGGGGACUCAGGGAAGGAUGAAGGGUUGAGAUUGUUUAUGAUAGUACGUGAUUUCUUGGUAAUGUUGGAUAAGGAGUGCAAGGAGAUUAAGAAUGCACCAAAGAAGCCGGUAGUGAAAAAUGUGAAGAGAGAAGCUUCUAAUCAUUCUAGAAAGUCGUCUUCCUCAGAAAAUCAUCCUCUUCCUUCUGAUAUCCGUCAGAGAAUGUUUACAGCAGUAGUGGCAAAUACAAGGAUGGAUGACUUUAGUUCUGAUGAUGAGAGUCCUUAAAUAGGUUUAAGUUUUGAAAGUGGUACUUGUAAACUAUUGCUUUUCCUUUGGCCAUGUCCUUGUAUAGCAUUGUUAUAUUAGAGUCACAACUUGCUUGUACUUGUCUAAUUUUGAAGGGAAAAUUAUCUUAU
This is a messenger RNA of Glycine soja, 3529 nucleotides long. RefSeq names its product formin-like protein 5. Gene Ontology annotation, biological process: actin nucleation; actin cytoskeleton organization. The record is from RefSeq and is a predicted model, not a curated record. Gene Ontology annotation, molecular function: actin filament binding. The coding region runs from base 675 to 3398 and encodes 907 amino acids. The transcript has 6 exons. Lineage: Eukaryota; Viridiplantae; Streptophyta; Magnoliopsida; Fabales; Fabaceae.